AUGCAGGAGGCGAAGAUCGAGCCGAUCAUCGUGAGCUAUAACGCUGGAAUCAGCGCGUGCGAGAAAGAGGGGCAGUGGUCUGAGGCGUUGUGGUUGUUCACGGAGCUGGUCGAAGAUAGCUUGGAACUUAACACAAUGAGCUACAACACUGUAAUCAGUGCCUGCGGUAAAGGCUGGAAGUGGCAGGAAGCACUAUCUUUGUUCACUGGGGUCCGCGAUGCGAAUUUGGAGCCGGAUGGCAUCAGCUAUAACGUUUGCAUCACCGCGUGCGAGACAGCCUCACAGUUCCAGCGGGCGGUCUCGCUGCUAAGGGACAUGUGGGAUGUGAAGCUGGAGUAUAGCGUCAGCAUGUACGGCUCGGGAAUCAGCGCUUGUGAGAAAGUGGGGCGGUGGCAGCAUGCACGAUCGCUGCUGAGCGAGAUGCGGGAGAUGAAGCUUGAGCCGGAUGUUGUGUGUUACACAGGUGGAGUCAGAGCGUGUGGAAAGGGCGGACAGUGGCAGCUAGCGCUGUCAUCCUUCAGGGAGAUGUUGGAGGCGAGCGUGGAGCCUGACGCCGUCAGCUUCAGGUCCGCAAUCCAAGCGUGCGGGAAGGUUGGGCAGUGGCAGGAGGCACUGUCGCUGCUCAGGGAGCUACUCGAGGUGGGGCUGGAGCCCGAGGUCAUCUCCUCUACUACUUUGGAAUCACGGCUUGCGGAGAAGGACGGCGCUGGCAGAAGGCGUUGUCUCUGUUGA
Messenger RNA from Prorocentrum cordatum, 732 nucleotides. NCBI's taxonomy places the organism in Eukaryota, Dinophyceae, Prorocentrales, Prorocentraceae. The record is from the annotation of a GenBank genome assembly.